Molecule: messenger RNA, 15942 nt
Organism: Myripristis murdjan (pinecone soldierfish)
Lineage: Eukaryota; Metazoa; Chordata; Actinopteri; Holocentriformes; Holocentridae
Product: low-density lipoprotein receptor-related protein 1-like
Exons: 89
Coding region: 516-14153 (4545 amino acids)
Cellular component (GO): plasma membrane; signaling receptor complex
Molecular function (GO): protein binding; calcium ion binding; low-density lipoprotein particle receptor activity
Source: RefSeq, a predicted model, not a curated record
UUCACCAUCCACUCAUGUAACCACAAGCAAAGGAGGCAUUGGCGCUCCGCGGAAAACGCGUUUACUUUUUAAUUUUCUUUUUUUAGUUUGGCAUGGAAUAAUCUGAGCAGAGCCGACAGUUCCAGGGUUUUUUUUCUCCAGGAGCGGCGGAUUCUGGUGGCAUGGUGUGGUGAAAUCGAGACCUCAGUGUAGACAGACAGAGGUUACACUGUGCAUCAUGUUUGAAUGCCGAUAAUCAAUUAGAAAUAUAGCCUACAUGACUGUGCUGCUGCACUGCCUAUAGCCGCGCCAGGCUGUAGCAAGUGUCUUUUAUUAUUGUUCUUUUUAUUAUUAUUAGAGAAGCCCAUCCACGGCGUUCACUGUGCAGGACUGAGGGUGCAGUUGAACGGACAGUCGCACCGGGCCAUUGAAGGGGUUCGGAUGAGGUGGUUGAUCGGUUUGUUUGGUUUUAGAAAUUUAGCCAACUUUUCCUCCAUUCCUUUCUAACAGCAGUGCCAUCGGGCAUUGCUCAGGAGAUGGCGAUGAGGUUGUUCUACAUGGGAUUUAUACUCUGCUUGGAGAUCAUAUCUCCUACCAGAGCAAUCGAAGCUCCCAAGACCUGCAGCCCUAAGCAGUUUGUAUGUAAGGACCAGGUGACCUGUAUCUCCAAAGGCUGGCGCUGCGAUGGAGAAAAGGACUGUCCAGAUGGCUCAGACGAGUCACCAGAUAUCUGUCUACACAACAGAGUGAACCAGUGUCCUGUCAAUGAGCAUGGCUGCCUGGAUUUGGAUGUGUGUAUCCAUAUGAGCAGGCUGUGUGACGGAGUUCCAGACUGCUCUGAUGGCUGGGAUGAAGGGCCUCACUGCAGAGAGCUUGCGCCCGGCUGUGCCUCCCAUGGCUGCCAGUACAACUGCUCCGUGACACAUGAAGGGCCCAAGUGUUACUGCGGCAACGGCUAUGAGGUCGCUCCAGAUGGAAAGACAUGUAAAGAUUUCAAUGAGUGCAGUGUGUAUGGGACCUGCAGUCAGACGUGCACCAACACCGAGGGCUCCUACACCUGCAGCUGUGUGGAGGGCUACCUGCUGCAGCCAGACAACCGUUCAUGCAAGGCCAAAAACGACCCAGUGGAUCGGCUGCCCAUGCUAUUGAUCGCUAACCUCCAUGACAUCCGCUGCACUUCCUUAAGUGGCUCCACAUCCCGACUGCCCUCCAUCUCCACCAAGCAGACCAUGGCUAUGGACUUCAUCUACGCCCAGGAGACCGUCUGCUGGAUCGACGUGGGCGACACCCCCGCUGCCACGCAGUUGAAGUGUGCCAACAUCCCCGACCUUAAGGCCGUCACUGACAUCCGCACCAUCAACAUCUCCUUGAGCCUGCACCAUGUGGAGCAGAUGGCUAUUGACUGGCUGACCGGAAACUUCUACUUUGUGGAUGACGUGGACGACCGGGUGUUUGUCUGCAACAAGAACGGCCAGACAUGUGUGACCCUGCUGGACCAGGAGCUGUACAACCCCAAGGGCAUUGCCCUGGACCCGGCGAUGGGCAAAGUGUUCUUCACAGACUACGGCUCCACGCCCAGGGUGGAGCGCUGCGACAUGGACGGUCAGAAUCGCACCAAGCUGGUGGACAGUAAGAUUGUGUUCCCUCAUGGUAUCACCUUGGACCUGGUCAAUCGGCUGGUAUACUGGGCUGACGCCUACUUGGACUACAUUGAGGUGGUGGACUACGAGGGCAAGAACCGGCACACCAUCAUCCAGGGCCUGCUGAUUGAGCAUCUAUAUGGUUUGACUGUGUUUGAGAACUACCUGUACGCCACAAACUCAGACGAAGGCAACCUCAACCCCAAGACCAGCGUGAUCCGAGUCAACCGCUUCAACAGCUCUGACUUCCACGUGGUGACGCGGGUGGACCGUGGUGCUGCCCUGCAUGUGUACCACCAGAGGCGCCAACCUCCAGUGCGCAGCCAUGCUUGUGCGCUGGACCAGUUUGGGAAGGCCGGAGGCUGCUCUGACAUCUGCCUGCUGGGCAACAGCCACAAGACUCGUACCUGCCGCUGUCGCUCCGGAUUCAGCCUAGGCAGCGAUGGCAAAUCCUGCAAAAAACCGGACCACGAGUUGUUCUUGGUGUAUGGGAAGGGUCGUCCUGGAAUCAUCAGGGGCAUGGACAUGAAUGCCAAGGUGCCUGAUGAGUACAUGAUUCCCAUUGAGAACCUGAUGAACCCCAGAGCUCUCGAUUUCCACGCUGCCAGUGAAUUCAUCUACUUUGCUGACGCCACCAGCUACAUCAUUGGCCGACAGAAGAUCGAUGGCACAGAGAGAGACACUAUACUGAAGGAAGGGAUCCACACAGUGGAGGGUAUAGCCGUGGACUGGAUGGGUGGUAAUCUGUACUGGACAGAUGACGGACCUAAGAAGACCAUCAGUGUUGCCAGACUAGAGAAGGCCUCUCAGACCCGCAAGACGCUCAUCGAGGGCAAGAUGACCCACCCUCGUGCCAUCGUGGUCGACCCCCAGCAUGGAUGGAUGUACUGGACGGACUGGGAAGAAGAUCCCACAGAGAGCAACAGAGGGAAGAUCAAGAAAGCUUGGAUGGACGGCUCCCACCACCAGGUGCUGCUCACCAGCAAGACGGUGCUGUGGCCCAAUGGCCUGAGUCUGGAUAUUCCCCAGGGGAUCCUCUACUGGGUGGAUGCUUACUAUGACCGCAUUGAGAUGAUUUACCUCAACACCACAACUCGCAAGGUGGUGUAUGAGGGACAGGAGCUGAACCAUGCUUUUGGCUUAUGCCAUUACAAGCAAUUUCUGUUUUGGAAUGAGUACCGCGGUGGCAGCAUCUACAAACUGGACCAGGUCACCAAGACAGUCACCUUGCUCCGCAACGAGAGGCCGCCCAUCUUUGAGAUCAGAGUCUAUGAUGCACACCAGCAGCAAGGUUCCAAUGCGUGUCGAGUCAAUAACGGUGGCUGUAGCAGUCUGUGCCUUGUGAUCCCUAACGGCAGGUCCUGCGGCUGUGCUGACGAUCAAAUCCUGGAUGUUGAUAAUGUGACCUGCAAAGCCAACCCCUCCUACGAGCCCCCGCCCCAGUGCCAGCUCGGGGAGUUUGCCUGCAAGAACAACCGCUGCAUCCAAGAGCGAUGGAAGUGUGACGGGGACAACGACUGCCUGGACAACAGCGAUGAGGCCCCCGAGUUGUGCCACCAGCACACCUGCCCGACCGACAGAUUCAAAUGCCAGAACAACCGUUGUAUCCCCCUGCGCUGGCUCUGUGACGGCGACAACGACUGCGGCAAUGAUGAAGAUGAAUCCAACACCACCUGCUCUGCUCGCACAUGCCCACCCAACCAGUACCCGUGUGCCAGUGGCCGCUGCAUCCCCAUCUCCUGGACCUGUGACCUGGAUGAUGACUGUGGGGACCGCUCCGACGAGCCGGACUCCUGUGCCUACCCCACCUGCUUCCCUCUUACCCAGUUCACCUGUGCCAACGGCCGCUGCAUCAACGUCAACUGGCGCUGUGACAACGAUAACGAUUGUGGGGAUAACAGUGAUGAGGCAGGCUGCAGCCAUUCCUGCUCCAGUGUCCAGUUCAAGUGUAACAGUGGCCGCUGCAUCCCAGAGUACUGGACCUGCGACGGAGACAACGACUGUGGAGACUACAGCGAUGAGACCCACGCCAACUGCACCAACCAGGCUACUCGUCCUCCAGGCGGGUGCCAUGUAGAUGAGUUCCAGUGUAGGAUGGACGGCCUUUGCAUUCCCAUGCGCUGGCGCUGUGACGGGGACACAGACUGUAUGGACCUGAGCGAUGAGAACAACUGCGAAGGCGUCACCCACAUGUGUGACCCGGCCGUCAAAUUCAGCUGCAGAGACUCUGCUCGCUGUAUCAGCAAGGCCUGGGUGUGUGAUGGUGACAGUGACUGUGAGGAUAAUUCAGAUGAGGACAACUGCGAGGCAUUGGUGUGCAAAUUGUCUCACCACGUGUGUGCUACCAACGACUCCAUCUGUCUGCCUGCUGAGAAGCUCUGCGAUGGCACUGACGAUUGUCCAGACGGCUCUGACGAGAAACUUUGUGACCUGUGUGCACUUGACAAUGGUGGCUGUAGCCACAACUGCAGCAUCAUCCCCGGAGAGGGUUUCAUGUGCUCCUGCCCCCUGGGCAUGGAGCUGGGAGCCGACAACAAGACCUGUCAGAUCCAGAGCUUCUGCGCCAAACACCUCAAGUGUAGCCAGAAGUGUGAACAGGAGAAGGCCAGCGUCAAGUGCUCUUGCUAUGAAGGCUGGGAGCUGGAAUCUGACAUGGAGAGCUGCAAGAGCACUGAUCCGUUCAAGCCCUUCAUCAUCUUCUCCAACCGCCAUGAGAUCAGGAGAAUUGAACUCCACAAAGGGGAAUUCAGCGUGCUCGUACCAGGCCUGAGGAACACCAUUGCCUUGGACUUCCACCUCAACCAGAGCACUCUGUACUGGACUGACGUGGUGGAGGACAAGAUCUACCGUGGGAAACUAUCCGAAAAUGGAGCCCUGACCAGUUUCGAGGUGGUGAUCCAGUACGGACUGGCUACCCCCGAGGGCCUGGCUGUGGAUUGGAUAGCAGGGAACAUCUACUGGGUGGAGAGCAACCUGGACCAGAUCGAGGUGGCCAAGCUGGAUGGGACCAUGAGAACCACCCUGCUGGCUGGAGAGGUGGAGCACCCCCGAGCCAUCGCCCUGGACCCACGUGAUGGUAUCCUCUUCUGGACCGACUGGGAUGCCAGUCUGCCCAGGAUUGAGGCGGCGUCGAUGAGUGGGGAAGGCAGGCGCACCAUCCACAGGGAGACAGGCAGCGGUGGCUGGCCCAACGGACUCACUGUUGACUACAUGGAGAGACGCAUUGUGUGGAUUGAUGCCAGGUCGGAUGCUAUCUACUCUGCUCUCUACGAUGGUUCUGGGCUGAUUGAAGUUUUGCGGGGUCAUGAGUACCUGUCCCACCCCUUUGCCGUCACAAUGUAUGGAGGUGAAGUCUACUGGACUGACUGGAGGACCAACACGCUGGCCAAAGCCAACAAAUGGACAGGAAGCAAUGUCACUGUGGUCCAGCGCACCAACACACAGCCUUUUGACCUGCAGGUUUACCACCCAUCCAGACAGCCCCAAGCUCCCAACCCGUGUGCCACCAGUGACGGGAAGGGCCCCUGCUCCCACCUGUGUCUCAUCAACUUCAACCAGACGUUCUCCUGUGCCUGCCCUCACCUCAUGAAGCUGCAGCCUGACAAGCGCACUUGCAAAGAGUCCCGCAAGUUCCUCCUUUAUGCUCGUCAGAUCGAGAUACGGGGAGUGGACAUCGACAACCCUUACUACAACUACAUCAUCUCCUUCACCGUGCCGGACAUCGACAACGUGACGGUGGUGGACUACGACGCCGUGGAGCAUCGCAUUUACUGGUCAGACGUCCGCACCCAGACCAUCAAGAGAGCUUUCAUCAACGGCACCGGCGUGGAGACCGUUGUGUCUGCCGACCUCCCCAAUGCCCAUGGGCUGGCAGUCGACUGGGUGUCCAGGAAUCUCUUCUGGACCAGCUACGAUGCCAAUAAGAAGCAGAUCAAUGUGGCCAGACUGGACGGCUCUUUCAAGAAUGCUGUCAUCCAGGGGCUGGACAAGCCCCACUGUCUGGUGCUGCACCCUCUCCUGGGGAAGCUCUACUGGACAGAUGGGGACAACAUUAGCAUGGCUAACAUGGACGGUAGCAAUCGCACCACACUCUUCACCAAUCAGAAAGCACCAGUAGGCCUUUCUAUUGACUACGAAAAUGAGCAACUCUACUGGAUCAGCUCAGGCAACAGCACCAUCAGCCGCUGUAAGCUGGAUGGGUCUAAGCUGGAGAUCCUGGAGGGGGUUAAAGGCAAACUGACAAAAGCUACUGCACUGGCUAUCAUGGGAGAUAAGCUGUGGUGGGCAGACCAGGGAACUGACCAGAUAGGAACCUGUGACAAGAAGGACGGUGGUAACUGGAAGGUUCUGCGAAACAACACCUCCCCCAUGAUGCACAUGAGGAUAUAUGAUGAGGAUGUGCAAAAAGCGGGUGUCAACCUGUGCAGCAACAACAACGGAGACUGCUCCCAGCUGUGUCUGCCCACCUCGCCUACCACCAGGGCCUGCAUGUGUACCGCCGGAUACAGCCUCAAGUCGGGACAGCAGUCUUGUGAGGGUAUGGGCUCUUUCCUGCUUUACUCUGUCCAUGAGGGAAUCAGAGGGAUUCCACUGGACCCGGCAGACAAGUCUGAUGCUCUGGUGCCCGUGUCUGGCACCUCUCUGGCCGUGGGCAUUGACUUCCACGCUGAGAACGACACCAUCUACUGGGUGGAUAUGGGCCUGAGCACCAUCAGCAGGGCGAAGAGAGAUCAGACGUGGAGAGAAGACGUGGUCACGAAUGGCAUCGGCAGGGUGGAGGGCAUCACGGUUGACUGGAUAGCAGGAAAUAUUUACUGGACUGACCAGGGUUUUGAUGUGAUCGAAGUGGCCAGACUGAAUGGCUCCUUCCGCUAUGUGGUCAUUUCCCAGGGCCUGGACAAACCCCGUGCCAUCACUGUCCAUCCGGUGAAAGGGUAUUUGUUCUGGACAGAAUGGGGUCAGUAUCCUCGCAUUGAGCGCUCUCGGUUGGAUGGCACCCAGAGGUUGGUCAUGGUCAAUGUCAGCAUCAGCUGGCCCAACGGCAUCUCCAUUGACUACCAGGAGGGUCUGCUGUACUGGUGCGACGCCAGGACCGACAAGAUUGAGCGUAUCAACCUGGAAACCGGAGAGAACAGGGAACUGGUGCUGGCCAACAACAACAUGGAUAUGUUUGCUGUGUCUGUCUUUGAGGAAUAUAUCUACUGGAGUGAUAGGACUCAUGCCAAUGGCUCCAUCAAGAGAGGCAGCAAAGACAAUGCUACAGACUCCGUCCAACUCAGGACUGGCAUCGGUGUGCAGCUGAAAGACAUCAAGGUUUUCAACAGAGCCAGGCAGCAAGGCACCAACGUCUGCAAAGACAACAACGGUGGCUGUGAACAGCUGUGUCUUUACCGUGGCAACGGCGAGCGCACCUGCGCCUGUGCCCAUGGCAUGCUGGCCGAGGACAACAGCAGUUGCCGCGAUUAUGACGGCUACCUGCUGUACUCGGAGCGCACCAUUCUGAAGAGCAUCCACCUGUCGGACGAAACCAACCUGAACGCUCCAAUCAAGCCCUUCGAAGACCAGGACCACAUGAAGAACGUCAUCGCCCUCAGCUUUGACUAUCAUGGAGGCGGAGGGAAGGGAGCCAACCGCAUCUUCUUCAGCGACAUCCACUUUGGCAACAUCCAGCAGAUCAACGAUGAUGGCACCGACCGCAAAAUUGUGGUGGACAAUGUAGGGUCAGUUGAGGGCCUGGCGUAUCAUCGUGGUUGGGAUACACUCUAUUGGACCAGCUACACGACGUCCACCAUCACCCGGCACACUGUGGACCAGAGCCGCACAGUUGCGUAUAACCGCAACACUGUGGUCACUAUGUCUGGCGACGACCACCCCAGAGCCUUUGUGCUGGACGAAUGUCAGGAUCUCAUGUUUUGGACCAACUGGAAUGAGCAGUCUCCCAGCAUCAUGAGGGCCUCUUUGAAUGGAGCCAAUGUGCUUGUGAUCAUUGGCAGCGACAUUAAAACUCCCAAUGGCCUGGCCAUAGACCACCGCGCCGAGAAACUCUACUUUUCGGAUGCCACGCUGGACAAGAUUGAACGCUGCGAAUACGAUGGCAGCAGCCGUUAUGUGUUGCUGAAGAAUGAGCCUGUCCAUCCAUUUGGCCUGGCUGUGUAUGGAGACUACAUCUUCUGGACGGACUGGGUGAGGAGGGCUGUGCUGAGGGCUGACAAAUACACAGGAGGAGACAUGAAGGUGCUGCGCGCUGACAUCCCCCAGCAGCCAAUGGGCAUCAUUGCUGUGGCUAAUGACACCAACAGCUGUGAAUUUUCUCCUUGCCGAACAAAUAACGGAGGCUGUCAAGACCUGUGUCUGCCCACGUCAGACGGACGGGUCAACUGCAGUUGCCGUGGAGACAGGCGACUUCUGGAGGACAAUACCUGUUCAGCCGUGAACAUAUCAUGUGGAAGCAUGGACGACUUUGAGUGUGGCAAUGGGGACUGUAUCAACUACAGCCUGACCUGUGAUGGUAUGGCCCACUGCAAGGAUAAGUCUGAUGAGAAGCAGUCCUAUUGUGUCAAUCGCAUCUGUAAGAAAGGCUACAGACGCUGCUUUAACGGACGCUGCAUCGGUCACAAGUUCUGGUGUGAUGGCACGGACGACUGUGGCGACCACUCGGAUGAAAUAGCCUGCAAUUUGACGUUGUGUAAACCGGAAGAGUUCCAGUGCAUCGAUGGAAGCUGUAUCUCCAACCACAGCCGCUGCGACCAGGUGGUCAACUGUGACGAUGCCAGUGAUGAAAUGAACUGCCAACCCACUGACUGCUCCCGUUUCUUCCGCCUCGGAGUAAAAGGCGCUUCCUUCCAGAGCUGUGAGAAAACCACCCUCUGCUACCUGCCCUCUUGGGUGUGUGACGGUAACAACGACUGUGGAGACUUCUCAGACGAGAGGAACUGCCCAGAUAAAAGGAAGCUUAAGUGUCCAGUCAACUUCUUUGCGUGCCCCAGUGGUCGCUGUAUCCCCAUGAGCUGGACGUGCGAUAAGGAGAAUGACUGUGAGAACGGAGCUGAUGAGACACACUGUGACAAGUUUUGUACGUCCACCCAGUUUGAGUGUGGGAACCACCGUUGCAUCUCCAGCCACUGGGUGUGUGACGGCUCCGAUGACUGCGGUGACGGCUCUGAUGAGGACCAGAAGUGCAAAUCCAAGACCUGCAGUCCUGAGGCUUUCCAGUGUCCAGGCUCCCAUAUGUGUGUGCCUCAACGCUGGAAAUGCGAUGGGGACAAGGACUGUCCUGAUGGAGCAGAUGAGAGCGUCAAAGCCGGCUGCAUGUACACCAACAACACUUGUGACGUCGCAAAUGAGUUUAUGUGCCAGAACAGAGAGUGCAUCCCCAAGCACUUUGUGUGCGAUCAUGACAUCGACUGCUCCGAUGGCUCAGACGAAUCCCCAGAAUGUGAAUACCCAACGUGCGGUCCGGACGAGUUCCGCUGUGCCAACGGCCGCUGCCUCAACCAGAAGAACUGGGAGUGUGACGGAGAGUUUGACUGUCAUGAUCGUUCUGAUGAAGCCCCCAAGAACCCCCGCUGCACUGACUCCGAGAGGAAGUGCAAUGAAUCAGCUUACAUGUGUCACAAUGGCAAGUGUCUUAAUGAGACGCUGCUGUGCGACCGCAACGAUGACUGUGGCGAUGGCUCCGACGAGCUCAACUGCUUCAUCAACGAGUGUCUGAACAGCAAGCUGAGUGGGUGUUCACAGCUCUGUGAUGACCUCAAGAUUGGCUACAAGUGCAGGUGUCAUCCUGGUUUCCAGCUGAAGCGGGAUGGGAAGACAUGCGUGGAUAUAGACGAGUGCACAACGAGCUACCCCUGCACUCAGCGCUGCAUCAACACACACGGCAGCUUCCACUGUCUGUGUGUGGAUGGCUUCGAGCUCAGCCCCAACGACCCCACCGUCUGCAAGUCCACGUCAGAGGAGGAGCCCUACCUGAUCUUUGCCAACCGUUACUACCUGAGAAAACUCAACCUGGAUGGUUCCAACUAUACUCUUAUCAAACAGGGUCUGAAUAAUGCAGUGGCACUGGAUUUCCACUAUGCAGAGCAAAUGAUCUACUGGACAGAUGUGACCACGCAGGGCAGCAUGAUCCGGCGCAUGCACAUGAACGGCAGCAAUGUGGAGGUGCUGCACCGGACUUCGCUGAGUAAUCCAGACGGCUUGGCAGUGGACUGGGUGGGCGGGAACCUGUACUGGUGUGACAAGGGCCGGGACACCAUCGAGGUGUCGAAGCUGAACGGGGCGUACCGGACUGUCCUGGUCAACAGCGGUUUGAGGGAGCCGCGCGCUGUGGCUGUCGACGUGCGCUACGGGUACCUGUACUGGUCUGACUGGGGCGAUAACCCCCACAUAGGGAGGAUAGGGAUGGAUGCCACCAACAGGAGUGUUAUCGUGGAGGAUAAAAUCACCUGGCCCAACGGCCUGACCCUGGACUUCAUCAAUGACCGCAUAUACUGGGCCGAUGCCAGGGAGGACUACAUCGAGUUCGCCAGCCUGGACGGCUCCAGCAGACACACAGUUCUUAGCAACGACAUCCCCCACAUCUUUGCCAUGACUCUGUUUGAGGAGUUUAUCUACUGGACUGACUGGGAGACCAAGUCCAUCAACAGAGCUCAUAAGACCCAGGGCACCAACAAGACCACCCUGAUCAGCACCCUGCAUCGCCCCAUGGAUAUCCACAUUUACCACCCCUACCGCCAGCCUGAGGUGCUCAACCACCCAUGCCAGACAAACAAUGGGGGUUGCAGUAACCUCUGCCUGCUCUCCCCUGGAGGUGGCUACAAGUGUGCUUGUCCCACCAAUUUCUACCUGGCCAAUGAUCAGCGUACUUGCAUGUCCAACUGCACUGCCAGCCAGUUUGUAUGCAAAAACGACAAGUGCAUCCCCUUCUGGUGGAAAUGCGACACGGAGGAUGAUUGCGGCGACCGGUCGGACGAGCCCGCAGACUGCCCGGAGUUCAAGUGCAGGCCAGGUCAGUUCCAGUGCGGAACAGGCAUUUGCACAAACCCGGCGUACAUCUGUGACGGAGACAACGACUGCCAGGACAACUCGGAUGAGGCCAACUGCGAUAUCCAUGUGUGCCUGCCCAGCCAGUUCAAAUGUUCCCACCCCAGUCGCUGCAUCCCAGGCAUCUUCCGUUGUAAUGGGCAGGACAACUGUGGAGAAGGAGAGGACGAGAAGGACUGCCCUGAGGUCACAUGUGCCCCCACCCAGUUCCAGUGUGCCAUCACCAAGCGCUGUAUCCCUCGUGUGUGGGUGUGUGACCGCGACAACGACUGCGUGGACGGAUCUGACGAGCCCGCCAACUGCACCCAGAUGACGUGUGGCGUGGACGAGUUCCGCUGUAAAGACUCUGGACGCUGCAUCCCGGCUCGCUGGAAGUGUGACGGCGAGGAUGACUGUGGUGAUUCAUCAGACGAGCCCAAAGAAGAGUGUGCGGAGAGGACGUGUGAGCCCUACCAGUUCAGAUGCAAGAACAACCGCUGUGUGCCGGGCCGCUGGCAGUGUGACUAUGACAACGACUGCGGGGACAACUCGGACGAGGACAAGUGCGUACCGCGGCAGUGCUCCGAGAGCGAGUUCGCCUGCACCAAUGGCCGCUGUAUUGCCGGGAGGUGGAAGUGUGAUGGAGACCAUGACUGUGCAGAUGGAUCUGAUGAGCAUGGCUGUGAUCUCAAGUGUGACAACGACCAGUUCCAGUGUAAGAACGGACACUGCAUCCCCAUCCGAUGGCGAUGUGACGCUGAUGCCGACUGCAUGGAUGGCAGCGAUGAGGAGAAGUGUGGCAGCUCGGCUGGGCGUCUCUGCCCUCUGGAUGAGUUCCAGUGUAACAACACCUUGUGUAAGCCCCUUGCCUGGAAGUGUGAUGGCGAGGACGACUGCGGCGACAACUCUGACGAGAAUCCCGACGAGUGCAGGAAUUUCCAGUGCCCACCCACCAGGGCGUUCCGAUGCCAAAAUGACCGCGUGUGUCUGCAGGUGUCCAAGAGAUGUGACGGCAUCAAUCACUGUGGCGACAACUCGGAUGAACUGAACUGCCCGGCUCCUCCAGCUGUGCCCACAUGUGAGAAGGAUGAGUUCCUGUGUGCCAACGGCAGGUGCAUCAGCUCUAACCUGCGCUGUAACUUCUUCAACGACUGUGAGGACUACGGCUCGGAUGAGAUCGGCUGCAAGACAGACACCAAGCUAAACGACUGUCGGAGUAACAGGACUCAGUGUGGCGAUGGAGAUGAGGCCCACUGUAUCACCAAUGGCACCGACUCCUUCUGUUCUUGCAAGCCAGGCUUCCAGAAGACAGGACACCGCACUUGUGGAGAUAAGAAUGAGUGUCAGCAGUUUGGAGUUUGUUCCCAUGUUUGCAACAACACAAAAGGCUCCUACAAGUGCAGCUGCCACAAGUAUUUCACCAAGAUCAACGACACCUGUAAAGCUGACAACAUGAACAGCAGUCGACAGAUUCUCUACAUAGCCGAUGACAAUGAGAUCCGCAGCCUGGACCCUGGUAUGCCCAACUGGCGCUACGAGCAGACGUUCCAGGGCGACGCCAGCGUGCGUAUAGAUGCAAUGGACCUGCACAUAAAGACCAACCGCAUCUUCUGGACCAACUGGCACACGGGGCGCAUCUCCUCUUACGAGCUUCCAGGGCCGUCUUCAGGCCCGUCCUCCAAUUCUCACCGCAACCGGCGGCAGAGCGAGGGCAGGGUCACUAACCUGCAGAUUCAAGAGCUGAAGAUGCCUCGUGGUAUAGCCGUGGACUGGGUGGCCGGUAACCUCUACUGGACGGACUCUGGUCGAGAUGUGAUCGAAGUGGCUCAGAUGACAGGCCAGAACUGCAAGACCCUCAUCUCUGGCAUGAUAGACGAGCCUUACGCCAUCGUAGUGGAUCCUCAGAGAGGCACCAUGUACUGGGCAGACUGGGGAAACCACCCUAAAAUUGAGACCGCUGCCAUGGAUGGGACUCUUCGACAGACUCUGGUCCACGAGAACAUCCAGUGGCCCACAGGUUUGGCAGUGGACUACUUCAAUGAGCGUCUCUACUGGGCAGAUGCUAAGCUCUCAGUCAUCGGUAGCGUUCGACUGGACGGCUCUGAUCCUGUCAUUGCUGUCUCUGGCAUCAAAAACAACCUUCUCCAUCCGUUCAGCAUAGAUAUCUUUGAGGACUACAUAUAUGGAGUCACGUAUAUCAAUAACUUUGUCUUCCGGGUCAACAAGUUUGGCAAAGGCCCCAUGGAGAACCUCACCACAGGCAUCAACCAUGCCACAGACAUCGUGCUCUUCCAUCGCUACAAGCAGCCGGAGAUGACCAACCCGUGUGACAGGAAGAAGUGUGAGUGGCUGUGUCUGCUCAGCCCCAGUGGACCGGUGUGUACCUGCCCCAACAACUACGUGGCUGACAAUGGAACCUGUGUGGAGAGGCCUGUUCCCACACAGUCCCCAUUCUCUCCACCCUCCGGCCCCUGCACUAUCCAGUGUUUGAAUGGUGGGAGCUGCUUCCUCAACGCACGCCAGCUGGCCAAGUGUCGCUGCCAGCCCAGCUACAGCGGAGAGAGGUGUGAGAUCAACCACUGCAGGGACUACUGCAAGAACGGAGGCACCUGCACGGCCUCACAUACAGGUUCUCCAACCUGUCGCUGCCUGCAGGGUUUCACAGGGCCCAACUGUAACCGCCACACGUGUCAGGACUACUGCGUGAAUGGAGGCAACUGCUCCGUCAGCGCUGGCAACCAGCCAACCUGUAGCUGCCCGCCAGAAUACCAAGGAGACCAGUGCCAGUACAGUAAAUGUGAAGACUUCUGUCAGAAUGGCGGCACGUGCUUACAAACCUCCAACGGUACCAAACUGUGUCAGUGUCCGAAUCAGUAUCAUGGCCAACAGUGCGAGCUAGACAAAUGUCAGUACUGUGGAACGGGCAAGUGCUUGAUAUCACCCUUGGGAGAGGUUUCAUGCAGCUGUCCCAACGGUCAGACCCAGCCCAGCUGCUACACCUGUUUGGACUUCUGCACAAAUGGACAAUGUUCUGUUGACCCUCGCACACUGCUGCCUCAGUGCAAGUGUCCUGUGGGAUGGAGGGGCUACAGAUGCGACAUCACUGCUGCUCCUGUGGACUCUCAUAGCUCUGGUGGAAGCACUGCCUCCGUAGUCAUACCGGUGCUGCUGCUGUUGUUAUUGGCUCUGCUGGUGGUUGGCGCCAUCCUGUGGUACAAACGGAGAAUGCGCGGUGCCAAGGGCUUCCAACACCACAGGAUGACCAACGGAGCCAUGAAUGUGGAGAUUGGGAACCCGGCCUAUAAGAUCUAUGAGGGAGAGCCUGACGAUGAUGCCGGAGAGCUCCUGGACUCAGACUUUGCUUUGGACCCAGACAAGCCCACCAACUUCACCAACCCCGUGUAUGCCACCCUGUACAUGGGCGCCCACAACAGCCGCAACUCUUUGGCCAGCACAGACGAAAAGAAGGAGCUGCUCUCCCAGGGCGAUGAGGACAUGAGUGACCCGCUGGCAUAGAGCUCGGCACGGAUUGAACUCUGCCAACCUUGCCCUGCCCAGCCCAAUCCAGUACUGAGCCGACAAGCUCUCAUCUUAUGCCUUUACCAAUUGAAAAGAAAAGCAACAAAAAAAAAAUGCGAGAACACUGUAUAAAAUGUAUAAAAUGAAGGACUACUUUUUUAUGUGAUUGCAGUAUUAUAUUUUGUUCUUUGACAAAAAAAAAAAAAAAAAGAAAUCCUCUGGUGACAAAAAAGGAACCAUUUUAUAGACAUUUAUUCAGUUCUUCAUUUUAAUUUUGCUCACCUCCUCCUCACGACUCUCCCUCCCCUCUCACCCCAUAUAGCCACUACCUCUGUGCAAAUGUAAAAGAUAGAGAGAGAUACAAACGGCAGUGGAACAAUUUUAAUUUUUUAUUUUUGUAUGAAUUGUAUAGGGAAAAAAAUAGAACAUUGUUCCAUACCAGAAAACGUUGCCAAGUCUUUUGUUGUUUGUGAAAGAUGUUGGAGAGGAGAAGGUGGCAAGUGUCAGUGCUCACUUACGAAUGCUUCCUGGAUGCUGGUUCGGAUCAAUGUGUCACAUUAUGUGUAUAUGUGAGUUUGCUGCUGGAGGUCUAUAGGGAGACCGAGGCUGGGAGGCCUGAGGAUAAGUUGUUUAACUGCACAUGUACACAUGGAGGACUCAGCAUCGCAGACAGUGUCCGCUCUGUUGUCUCAAAGAACUACAUUCAAGUGAUUGUCUUUUUCCUCCUUGCACAGACUAAAGUUAUAUAUAUUUGCAUAUAUAUAAACCUAUUAACAAAGUGUCUUGAAAAUAUACCCAGGAAUACAAACAUCAGUAACAAAUAGCAGUCUGUACUUUUUAACUGUUUUUUAGUCAAUGUAUAAUUGACAUGCUUUGUGUCAGCAAUGAAUGAGUCAAUGGCAGUGUGUGAGUGUGCUGGAUGAAGAUGAUUGUAAUAAAGCCCACAUUCCAGGAUGAACAGUCUGGGAUGGAUAUCUGUGGCCUUGGGUUUUCCGCAGGACACUCUGGAUGGAGCGAGAUUUGCUCUGAAACUGUUCCUAGAGAGCUCUUUUGAGAUUGAAACAAUGUAAGCCUCUGUGAAUUUCCGGUCAUCACUGAAAUGAUCUACUUACAUCAAAUAAUUAGCUGAGAAUGGCUGCAUCUAGCUUUUGUCUCUUGUCUUCUGAUUGUAAAUGUAUUUUCAGGAAAAGCCAGGGAGCCCGUUUGAUGGUACGUACUUCUGUGGGAAAUUGAACUUUGUGAGUUUUCUUUUGUUUUUGUUUUUUUGUUUUGUUUUGUUUUGUUUUUUUAUUACAUGUAAUUACAUGCUCAUGUAAUUUGGGUUAAUGCUCAUUGUUAAGUGCAUUCCUUGGAGGUGGAGCGAUCUGCCCCCUGAUAAGCAUUCCUUUGUUAAUUCCUUUGCCUUGCUGCUAACGCUAGCCAUCUGUCUUUCUGUCAGCCUGGUUUUAGUCUGAAAGUCUCGGUUUGUGUGUCACACACUGCUCACCAUGCUGCUUUUAACUGAGGUUAUCAGCCAUACCUGCCAUAUUACACUGCAUGGUACUCACAUACACACUCACCCUAGAGGAAACACUUUUGGCAUUGCCACUCACUUGUUAACAGUAUUCAUCGAAUUAGUUUUUAAAGAAUCCAGCACAUCUUCAUUUGACCCAUGUAAAUUAGAACAAUCAUUUUUGAGUUGGAGAAACUCUGGUGGCAAACCCACAUGGAUGUUUGUGGUUCUGUUUGUUUUGUUAUGAUUUUAUUUCUUUUUGAUAUAAGAAAUUAAAUGGAUUUUUAUAGUAGA